Molecule: messenger RNA, 3081 nt
Organism: Choloepus didactylus (southern two-toed sloth)
Lineage: Eukaryota; Metazoa; Chordata; Mammalia; Pilosa; Megalonychidae
Gene: DUSP22
Product: dual specificity phosphatase 22
Exons: 7
Coding region: 292-909 (205 amino acids)
Biological process (GO): transforming growth factor beta receptor signaling pathway; regulation of cell population proliferation; protein dephosphorylation
Cellular component (GO): cytosol
Molecular function (GO): protein tyrosine/serine/threonine phosphatase activity
Source: RefSeq, a predicted model, not a curated record
CGGGAGUUGUAGUCCCUGAGGGGCGGACGCCGGGUGCCGGCCGGCGAGCGGGGGCGGGCGGUGCGGCGCCGAGCGUUUCCCGGCUCGGGUGCCGGUGCAGCUCCACGCUCGGCCUCCUGGAACGCCCCGCCCUUCUCGCGGCCGGAGCGGGCAGGUCUGCCCCUACAAAGUAUUACCGUCUUCACCGUCAUUGGUCCGACGCCCGAGCGCCCCCCCAGGUGACCCCCUGUUGCCCCCGCCAGCGCCUGACAGCCUCCGCCCGCCAGGCGGAGGGAAACGCCCGCCGCCGCCAUGGGGAAUGGCAUGAACAAGAUCCUGCCUGGCCUGUACAUCGGCAACUUCAAAGAUGCCAGAGACGCAGAGCAACUAAGUAAGAAUAAGGUGACACAUAUCCUGUCAGUCCAUGACAGUGCCCGGCCAUUGUUGGAGGGAGUUAAAUAUCUUUGCAUUCCGGCAGCAGAUUCACCAUCUCAAAACCUGACGAGGCAUUUCAAAGAAAGCAUUAAAUUCAUUCACGAGUGCCGCCUCCAAGGGGAGGGCUGUCUUGUCCACUGCCUGGCCGGGGUCUCCAGAAGUGUGACGCUGGUGACCGCCUACAUCAUGACCGUCACCGACUUCGGCUGGGAAGAUGCCCUGCACACUGUUCGCGCAGGACGGUCCUGUGCCAACCCUAAUGUGGGCUUCCAGAGGCAACUGCAGGAGUUUGAGAAGCACGAGGUCCACCAGUAUCGGCAAUGGUUGAAGGAAGAAUAUGGAGAGAGUCCCCUGCGGGAUGCAGAAGAAGCCAAAAGCAUCCUGGGUAAAUAUAAAGAGCAAGGGCAUGUGGAGCCCCCGCCAGGCACCAGGCGGUGGGGUGGGUUUUCCACCCUGCCUCCCUUGGCCUACAGGAACUAUACAACGGAGACCUAACGGGAAGGGGCUGGCUCCUUACUCUCUCGCCUGCUUGUACUUGGUGCAUUCCUUCGUGUGCACAGUGGUGGCUGGAUGCCUCUGCGGCCCCUGGGAUGGGGAGACUCUGGGGCUUCGGAGAUCCUAGGCAGUGUGGGCAGGGCCCCGGGCCUUGGUGGGGGAGCUCUCCAGGCUCCCCUCCCUGGCGGCACCCAGCCCUGCCCCGCCUUAGCUUGCCACUGCCCAAGGAGCUGCACGCAGCCCCACCCUGCCCUGCCUGCCUGUGUGGGAUGUGACUUAUCAGUGCUGCCGGGACAUUCAGGAGAUCCCAGCCACCAGGAAGAGCUUCGCCAUCCUCCCCCAUCCACAGCUCCACAUGGAAGGCAUUCAAGCCCUACAUCUGAGCACACUGCUCAAAAAGGAGCCGCCUGUACAUGUGAGCAGACAUCCAGGAGAACUCAGGGGCCUGAGUGCUGAGAGCAUGGCGGUCUCAGAGCCCAGGCAGUCUGCGGGCAGGGCCAGGACUGGAGGGCAAGGCAGGGCUCCAGAGCACGGUUCCGGGGCCUUGGAGAGAGGGGUGUGUUCUGAACGCUGCCUCAGAUUCUGUGUCAAUGCAGCCAGGCCCUGUUUUCAGCCUGUCAGGCCCCUUCAUUUUCCCCUGUGGGCCUGCGUGUCAGCUCCGUGGUGAGGGAUACCGCUUCAGCCAAAGUUGGUCUGCGCCCGAGAGCCUCUCAUUUCUCCUGCUGCCCAGGGUCACUUCCUCUAGCCUCUUGCUGUUCCCACUUUGCAGUAGGCACUUUUCAAGGUUUGCAUGCACCUCAGGAAUUGGGAAAAAAGAGCACUUGUUAGGCACUGUAGCAGUUUGUGUUCAUAAAUGCUUAUUAAGCACCUUUGUGUAUGCUGUGGAUUUGGUAUUUGAUCUCAGCUACCUCAUUAAAAUCUUUGCAAAGGUGUUUUUUUGUUAUUCCAUUGAACUCUGCCUUAUAGUUGAAAAUGUUCAGUCACAAUGGCCUUUGAAGCACGAUAGAAAAGCCUCAAUGCCACUGAGCUAUUUAAAGUUUCUGAUCUGGGCUCCACUAAGGUUGCUAUCUGGUGGGUGAGUGCCCACAUUUGGGCAAGGCCAGCAAGACAUGCAGGCAGGUUGGAGGGUGUCUGUGGCCCGGGCAGGGGCACCUGUGCUACUGGGCCCACCACUGUGCCCUGAGCCUCCAGACCAACACAAGUGUGGAAGCACGCAGAGCCUCACGAAUGAAAAAAUACACUCGACCUCUUCCUCAAAAGAUGUUGCAACCCAGUUUCUCCGUGUUCCACCACAAAAAGAGCCCCUGAAUAAGAAGAGCAGUUUCCCGUGCACUAUAGAGGGUGUGCCAAGGGUGAGCUCUUGGGCCGGGGAGAAUGAGGUUGCCUGCCCCUAGGCAGACGUGCAGGCCCCAGAUCUACCCGGUGAAAGGGCAGCGUGGCCUGUGGGGCUGUACAGCUAUGACGCGUUUCAUUGCCUACGAAGUGCCUUACACCAAAAAGAAAUGUAAAUAUGUUAUAGGAAGAGCGUUUAGAAUAUUCACUUGAAUGUUUUAAGUUAUGCAUGUACAUUUUUGAACAUCUCAAUGUAUUCCUGUAGGUCUUAAAUGUUGUUUUGAUAUUUGUUGCCAGUGAUAUCCUUUCUCCACAGCCACCCCUGGAAUUCUGAAAUAUUUGGCCUUUCUCAGAAGACUGUAAUGUACCUGAAGUUUCUGAAAUAUUGGAAAGCCACAGUGUUUAGGCUGGUGCUGCCAAAAUGAAAAGCAACCUAGAAUUUAUUUUUAAGUGUCCAACAGUUAUUUGUAAACUUGUUUUUUGUUAAGUUGUAUACAUGUAGAAUCAUGAUGCUCCACAUUGAGAACUAAGGAUACUCUUCUAACAAGGAAAAGUAUUUUUACCUGACCUCCACCGCCUUGACUGAUUCCUUUACCUUACUUUGAUAACUGUAACACCAUCUCAGGAGCACUGUUACACUGUUUAGUAUUAGGGAUUGCUUCUCGUGCACAGCUAACCAAGGAGAAACGUAAUGUCUGGGACUGCACUGGGUAAACUCUGCUCACAUGUUCUUAGGUUUCCCAGCUUGGGAAAUAUCUCUUAGUGUGUGUGUGUCCUCCAUGGUGGAAUUUACCAAAAACUACACACGUUUGUUAAUAAAGGGCAACUUACUCAAAUUUA